Messenger RNA from Kuraishia capsulata CBS 1993, 2937 nucleotides. RefSeq lists its product as uncharacterized. Gene Ontology annotation, molecular function: 3'-5'-RNA exonuclease activity; RNA binding; endonuclease activity. The transcript has a single exon. Gene Ontology annotation, biological process: rRNA catabolic process. Lineage: Eukaryota; Fungi; Ascomycota; Pichiomycetes; Pichiales; Pichiaceae. The record is from RefSeq and is a predicted model, not a curated record. Bases 1 to 2937 code for a protein of 978 amino acids. Gene Ontology annotation, cellular component: cytoplasmic exosome (RNase complex); nuclear exosome (RNase complex).
AUGGAGGGAGCAGUUGCAAAGAGAAAGGUUCUAUCAAGUGGACUAACUGUGUCUCAAAAGGUCUUUGUGAGGUCUCGGAAUGGAAACGCAUCUAAGAUUGUGAGGGAACAUUACCUGAGGGACGACAUACCUUGUUUCUCCCAAGCCUGUACACAAUGUUCUGAGCUCUACCAAUCAGACAAUGGGACAGUGAUAUCUGCAGUCUUGAGUGAAUCACCUUCUUCCUUGCAGUCCUCGAAUAUUGGUCGUCACUAUGUUUUGCUCGAUACAAACGUGGUUCUUGGAGCCAUAGACCUAUUGGAAAGUGAUUCUGUGUUUUUCGAUGUGGUGAUUCCUCAGACUGUUUUGAACGAGGUCAGAAACAAAAGUUUGCCAAUAUACACCAGGCUGAGAGCUUUGUGCAAGUCUGACGACAAAAGGAUAGCCGUGUUCCACAACGAGUUCAGUUCUUCUACCUUCGUCAGCAGAAGGUCUGCAGAGACUAUUAACGAUUAUAAUGAUAGGCUUAUCCGAACAACGGCAUCAUUUUACUCCGAUCACCUUAAGUCUACUGGUAUCAAGAUGAUAUACAUCACAAACGACAAGAAUAAUCUGGAGUUGGCUCUCGCAGAAUCAUUGGAUGCCAUGUCACUGGAAGCUUAUAUCGGUCUUCUCCCAAACUCACAGGAACUGUUAGAUCUGUUGCCAACUCUCAGAACCGACUUCUCACGAUCUGGCACGAAACUGAAGUUUCCAGAUUACUACAGCACAUCGAGACUUCUGGGAGGUAUUAAGAAUGGCACUUUGUACCAAGGUAUCAUCAACAUCUCCUCUUACAACUCGCUGGAGGGUUCCAUUUCCGUGUCUUCUCUUCCAAAGCCAUUGCUGAUUCUUGGUAGCGAGAAUCUUAAUAGAAGUUUCAGCGGUGACACCGUCGUUAUUGAGAUGCUGCCCAGAGAUAAAUGGAAAAAGCCUUCCAACGAUAUUGUGGAUGAAGAGACACUGGGGUCAAGCGAAAAUGCAGACAACGAUGAUCCGGAAUCUGUGAUAUCCGACAGAGAGCGCAGAUUGCUCACCCAAGAGGCUGUCAAAGCCCAAACUUCAGGUAAUGACGACGAUCGCGUAUUCCCAACGGGUAAGGUUGUCGGUAUAUCCAAAAGAUCCUGGAGAUCGUAUGUUGGUCAAAUAUCUGCCAGAUCAGUCGACAAAACUCAGUCCAGCAAUGCCACCAGAUCUGUGUUUGUUAUCUUGAUGGACAGAUCGCUACCCAAAGUGAGGAUUAGAACGGGUAGGGCCAAAGAUUUGGUUGGAAAGAGAAUCGUUGUGUCUGUGGACUCCUGGCCUGCGAACAUGUCUCAUCCGGAAGGCCACUAUGUCAGAACCCUUGGUGAUGUUGAGGAUAAGGACGCUGAACAAGAAGCUUUAUUGCUUGAACAUGAUGUGGAAUAUAGACCAUUUUCGAAAAACGUUCUUGAGUGUCUUCCAAAAGAGGGACAUGAUUGGAAGGUUCCAGAAGACCUAAACAAUGGAGACCCUCAGUUGGCCAAGAGAAAGGACUUGAGACAUAAGCUUAUUUGUUCCAUCGAUCCUCCUGGAUGUGUUGACAUUGACGACGCUUUGCAUGCUGAGAAACUCCCCAACGGAAAUUUCGAGGUCGGCGUUCAUAUAGCUGAUGUUUCUCACUUUGUAAAGGCCAACACAGCUAUUGAUCAGGAGGGUGCUUCCAGAGGUACCUCUGUGUAUUUGGUGGAUAAGCGAAUUGAUAUGUUGCCUAUGCUGUUGGGAACGGAUCUUUGUUCGCUGAAACCCUACGUUGAUAGAUUUGCCUUUUCGGUACUCUGGGAACUAGAUCAAGAUGCCAACAUUGUGAAUGUCUCUUUCACCAAGUCGAUCAUAAAAUCCAGAGAGGCAUUUGCCUAUGAACAGGCUCAAAACAGAAUUGAUGACGAGUCUCAGAAGGACGAUUUGACCAAGGGAAUGCGUUACCUGCUUGCGCUAUCCAAGAAGCUCAAGCAAAAGAGAAUGGAUGCAGGUGCUCUCAACUUGUCGUCUCCUGAAGUCAAAGUUCAUAUGGACAGUGAGACCUCAGACCCAGGUGAGGUCGAGAUCAAGAAAUUGCUUGACACGAAUUCUCUUGUCGAGGAAUUCAUGCUUCUUGCCAACAUCUCUGUGGCUAGAAAGAUCUUCGAUGCGUUUCCUCAAGUCGCCAUGUUACGUCGCCAUGCCAGUCCUCCACAGGCCAAUUUCGAACAACUGAACGAGAUGCUUCGUGUCAGAAAGAAUAUGGCUGUUUCCCUUGAAAGUUCCAAGGCUUUGGCGGAUUCUUUGGACCGUUGCGUCGACCCCAAUGAUGCUUAUUUCAACACGUUGAUUAGAAUCAUGGCCACACGUUGCAUGAUGUCUGCUGAAUAUUUUGCUUCUGGAAACUACAGUUACAACGAUUUCAGGCAUUAUGGUCUCGCGGUUGACAUUUACACCCAUUUCACUUCGCCAAUUCGUCGUUACUGUGAUGUGGUUGCUCAUAGGCAAUUGGCAGCUGCCAUCAACUACGAGCCGCUUAGCAUCAUCCAUCGCGACAAGACGAAGAUGGAUUUGGUAGUGAAGAAUAUCAACAAGCGUCACAGAAAUGCUCAGUUUGCUGGUAGAGCAUCUAUUGAGUACUACGUGGGUCAGGUGAUGAAAAAUGCCGAAUCGCUAGAGGAAGGCUAUGUCAUUAAGGUGUUUUCUAACGGGUUCGUGGUAUUGGUUCCGAAAUUUGGCGUUGAGAGUUUGAUAAAGCUGAAUACUCUGACUCAAUCUGGAGCUGCCAAGUUUGAUGAAGAAAAUUUCAAGUUAACAUUUACCACUGAGGCCGGUGAAGAACGUGAAAUAGCUGUUUUCGACCGGAUCAAGGUGCAAGUCAAGUCGGUACUCGAUGAAAUGACAAGCAAGAGGAAAACUCAACUCGUGCUGGUCUAA